Messenger RNA from Cebus imitator (Panamanian white-faced capuchin), 2687 nucleotides. It is a transcript of the gene SHCBP1, whose product is annotated as SHC binding and spindle associated 1. Bases 266 to 2470 code for a protein of 734 amino acids. The record is from RefSeq and is a predicted model, not a curated record. NCBI's taxonomy places the organism in Eukaryota, Metazoa, Chordata, Mammalia, Primates, Cebidae. Gene Ontology annotation, biological process: fibroblast growth factor receptor signaling pathway. The transcript has 14 exons.
AUCUUAUUUCUAGGUGUUGUUCGUUGUUUUUUUCGAAAAUCAUUCCAGAUUUUGUCCUAAUUUCACUUUCUUCAAGUUCAUCCGAGAAAAGCAUAGGCCGGGCACUUGAACAGGAACAGCUGUCCGCCCGGGGCGCGGCGACCGGGUUGGUGGGGGCUGAAGCGGGGCCAGACUCUAAUUGGUCCACGGCCUCGGCCCGACUAUCCAGUCAGCAGCGCCUGCGUCAUCCCGUCAUUGCCGGGGCUGCUGCCCGCGGAAAUUUGAAAUGGCUGACGGGUCGCUGACGGGCGGCGGUCUGGAGGCGGCGGCCAUGGCUCCCGAGCGCACGGGCUGGGCGGCCGACCAGGAGCCGGCGUCUCUGGAGAAAGGUUUGUUCCAAGAUGAAGAUUCAUGCAGUGAUUGUAGCUACCAUGAUAAACCAGGUUCUAGUUUACAAAGUUUUAUGCCAGAAGGAAAAACCCUUUUCCCAGAAAUUUUCCAAACAAAUCAACUUCUAUUCUAUGAGCGAUUCAGAGCCUAUCAAGAUUACAUUUUAGCUGACUGCAAGGCCUCUGAGGUAAAGGAAUUCACAGCUGAUUUCUUGGAGAAGGUCCUUGAAACAUGUGGAUGGCGGGCAGUCUGGCAUACUAAUGUGUUCAAGGUGCUGGUUGAGGUCUUCUGCGCCUUUCCUGCUCUUCAGAUGGCCACUUCCUUCUCAUCCUCCUCAGCCUGGCUCAGAGCUGACAUCCCUGGCCAUCUCAGCAGAAUCAGAUCCUCACCCCUGCUGGUUACUCUCUGUCACCUACUCGUUACCAUCGUGCUUAUUGAUCUCCCUGAUUACAGUGUAAGCUCCAUGAGGGUCACGGAUGUGGACUUUGCAGCCUUGAAGGCAGUGGUGAGGCUUGCCGAACCAUACCUCUGUGACUCUCAAGUGAGCGCUUUUACCAUGGAGUGUAUGAAGGAACUCCUGGAUCUGAAGGAACAUCGGCUGCCCCUGCAGGAGCUGUGGGUGGUAUUUGAUGAUUCGGGAGUGUUUGACCAGACAGCCCUUGCAAUUGAGCAUGUCAGAUUUUUCUACCAAAACAUUUGGAGGAGUUGGGAUGAAGAAGAGGAGGAUGAAUAUGAUUAUUUUGUCAGAUGUGUUGAACCUCGAUUAAGAUUGCAUUAUGACAUUCUCGAAGACCGAGUUCCAUCAGGACUUAUUGUUGACUACCGAAAUCUGUUGUCUCAAUGUGAGGAGAGUUACAGGAAAUUUUUAAAUCUGAGAAGCAGUUUGUCAAAUUGUAACUCUGAUUCCGAGCAGGAAAAUAUCUCCAUGGUGGAAGGGUUAAAAUUGUAUUCGGAGAUGGAACAGUUGAAACAAAAGCUGAAACUCAUUGAGAAUCCUUUGUUGAGGUAUGUGUUUGGAUAUCAGAAGAAUUCUAAUAUCCAAGCAAAGGGUGCCCGUCCUAGUGGUCAGAAGAUCACUCAUGUGGUCUCCUCCACCAUGAUAGCUGGUCUCCUGCGGUCCCUGCUCACGGACAGGCUUUGCCAGGAGCCUGGUGAGGAAGAAAGAGAAAUUCAGUUCCAUAGUGAUCCAUUGUCUGCUAUAAAUGCCUGUUUCGAAGGUGACACUGUUAUUGUUUGUCCUGGCCAUUAUGUGGUACAUGGCACUUUCUCCAUUGCUGACUCCAUUGAAUUGGAAGGAUAUGGUCUACCAGAUGACAUUGUGAUAGAAAAGAGGGGCAAAGGUGACACUUUUGUGGACUGCACAGGUGCUGAUAUUAAAAUCUCAGGCAUAAAAUUUGUUCAGCACAAUGCUGUAGAGGGAAUCUUAAUUGUUCACCGUGGUAAGACUACGCUGGAAAACUGUGUGCUGCAGUGUGAGACGACUGGAGUCACAGUGCGGACGUCAGCAGAGUUUCUGAUGAAGAACUCGGAUUUAUAUGGUGCCAAGGGUGCUGGUAUAGAAAUCUACCCUGGGAGUCAGUGCACCCUGAGUGACAAUGGGAUCCAUCACUGCAAGGAAGGGAUCCUCAUUAAGGACUUCUUAGAUGAACAUUAUGACAUUCCUAAAAUAUCCAUGGUGAAUAAUAUAAUACAUAAUAAUGAAGGUUAUGGUGUUGUCUUGGUGAAACCUACAAUCUUCUCUGAUCUGCAAGAAAAUGCUGAAGAUGGAACAGAAGAAGAUAAAGCACUUAAAAUUCAGACAAGUGGAGAGCCAGAUGUGGCUGAAAGAGUGGAUCUAGAAGAGCUGAUUCAGUGUGCAACUGGCAAAAUGGAGCUUUAUGCAAGAACUGACCCUUCUGAGCAAGUUGAGGGAAAUUGUAAAAUGGAAAAGAAACAAAUGCCCCCCCCAAAAAAAAAAACCAAAAGAAAAAAGAAAAGGUUGAGUGAACUGGGGAUCACACAGGCUGAUGACAACUUAAUGUCACAGGAGAUGUUUGUUGGGAUUGUGGGGAACCAGUUCAAGUGGAAUGGGAAAGGUAGUUUUGGAACAUUUCUCUUCUGACCACCAUAAUGUAAGUAGAUAGCAAAAUACUCGAUUUUGCACGUGCUGCCCUAAGAAUCACUGCUGCCAUUGUAGUUUGCUUUAUGUCUGUAUUUUAUAUUUGAUUAUUUGGGCCUGAGUGAAAGGUAGAUUUAUUUCCAUUUGCAGGUGUUGCACAUAAAACACUCCCUCUUUAUAAGAAAGAUCAUAAACACAUAUAAAAUAGAAAAUAUUUGGA